AUGGGAUCUUUUUCACCUUCGCCAUGUCCGCAGGGAUCCUGCUGGUGGGCCUGCUCACAGGCUCAUUGCAACAGGAGCCUCUGGAUUUUGAGCCGCUGGCAGCUCUGGGUGGCGUGCUCUUCACUGUGGGCAACCUCCUUUGCCCAGCAGCACCUCACUUGCGCUAGCUCGGAGAGUGGAGGGUUCGUUGUAGUGUCAGUCAGGGCCAGUUGUAGAGCUGCCUUCGCUUUUAUGGCUGAUGGCCUGGCCUGCAUUCAGAACGGAGGUUGGCAGAUGAUUCUAACGAAGUUUUGUCAGGAUGCAGCUUAG
Messenger RNA from Symbiodinium necroappetens, 309 nucleotides. Lineage: Eukaryota; Dinophyceae; Suessiales; Symbiodiniaceae. The record is from the annotation of a GenBank genome assembly.